ACGACGCGAUUAACACAUCGAUUCGUAGUCCCUUCAGAAACGCACACUUUUUGGACAUGACGUGUUUUCAUGUGAGCAGGAAAAAGUAGGAAAGAAAAUGAACAAAAACGAGAAGGGAGGCAGCGUAGGACCUUCACCGGGGCUUACCCUGAUCGGGGUGCUGUCUGGAGGCUUGACAAUCGUCCUCAGCGUGGUAUACAUCACACUAUAUUCGCUUGCCGUUCACGUCCGCAACAAUUGCGAUGCUGGCAUAACAUCACAGUCCGGGCCAGGCAGUACAUUCUUUAUAAACAUACUUCUACAAUUAUAUUUUAAACAGGAUGAUUGCCCGCACGCCCUGUUAUUAAAUCUGGAUAUCACACAAGAACAUACAGUGUUCGUAAUGGCGUGCCUCUCGCUUACAGUUUCGAUCCUUUGUUUACUGUUGGCGAUCGGUUUCAUUGCAGCUUUGAAAACUGAAAGCGCCUUGAAAUAUAUAGAACCCUUGGGGUACUGCUACAUUGUAUCGAUAAUCUUGUCCAUAGCCAUUGACCUAGCAGCGACGAUUCACUUUGGAAUGGAUUACAAUACAUUUACUGAAAACAUGAAUAAUUCAUCGCCAGGAGUGAGUAUAAACUACGUUCGAGAUAUGUACAGACUGGGAGCUCUGUUAUUAAUGCUUGUCUCAGCGAAGGGAUUCUUAGCUCCUGUUUUUAACAUUAUUUUUAUAUCACUGUUAAUCUUUUACCUAGUGGAAUUCAGACAGAAAAUUCAAAGCGAAGAGCAUUCCAUACAUAAAGUGGGAGCUUUAAGAGCAUACGAUCAACCAAGAAGAAUUGACGAGCAAUCAGAAAAUUCGUUUCAACAAUUCAGAGCACAGCCGAAAAGAAAUGAUGAUCCAUGGCAAAACGGAUCAGAGAGCACCUACGCGCCGUAUAGAGGGCCCCAGGUGAACCCUAUGUUUGUGAACGAUGAAGACCACUCCCGCAUGCCAAGCCGUGAGCCGCCACGUUCAGAAUAUACAAACCCAUCAUACGAACGCUACCCUUCGCACCACAACCACCAACCGUCGCUCGCAUCGCGGCCUUUCUCCUACCUAGAAGACAUCAAGCGGCAGCCGGCACUCAAAUCCCCCAGUCCGACCAGGGAGCCCCAAUGGCCGCGUGACCCCUGGGACGCGCAGGCGCCCCCCGUGCCAGCGCCAGAUUAUAGCCCGGAAACACCGAGACGGCUAAAGUCUGCGCUUAAAUCUUCAUUCAUGUAGAAUUGAUAAAUAAAUGACUAAGUGGAAA
Amyelois transitella is the source of this 1271-nucleotide messenger RNA. RefSeq lists its product as uncharacterized. The transcript has 10 exons. The record is from RefSeq and is a predicted model, not a curated record. Lineage: Eukaryota; Metazoa; Arthropoda; Insecta; Lepidoptera; Pyralidae. The coding region runs from base 98 to 1243 and encodes 381 amino acids.